Molecule: messenger RNA, 3057 nt
Organism: Rhineura floridana
Lineage: Eukaryota; Metazoa; Chordata; Lepidosauria; Squamata; Rhineuridae
Gene: CHEK1
Product: checkpoint kinase 1
Exons: 13
Coding region: 138-1742 (534 amino acids)
Biological process (GO): mitotic G2 DNA damage checkpoint signaling; protein phosphorylation
Cellular component (GO): site of double-strand break; nucleus; cytoplasm
Molecular function (GO): ATP binding; protein serine/threonine kinase activity
Source: RefSeq, a predicted model, not a curated record
CCGAAGUGGAGCCGUAUGUUGUAUGCCCGUGCAAGGAGGAAGGCGAAGGGUGUUGAGACAGCGCCCCUCUAGCCUGGUGCUCGCCAGCCUUCUUGCUCUUUUUGAGGUGGUUGCUCCCCUCGUUCACGGGCGCCAUUAUGCUGCCUUACAGCCGAAGCAGGAGGCGGAGCCGGAAUCCGCUUCUCGCUUUCUCCCCGCCUCAUGCCCCGGCUUCUCUUCCACUCUCUGCCCGGCUCCUGCUUUCGUCGCUGUUCGGCGGGAAGCGCCGUUUGCUGAGGAGCCAGGGAGCCGGGCGCCGCUGGGCGGAGUUUGUGCUGUUUGUCAACAUGGCAGUUCCUUUUGUGGAGGAUUGGGACUUAGUACAGACCCUUGGAGAAGGUGCUUACGGAGAAGUUCAGCUGGCUGUGAACAGGCGCACUGAAGAAGCGGUUGCAGUAAAAAUGGUUGACAUGAAACGUGCUAUAGAGUGCCCAGAACAGAUUAAGAAGGAGAUCUGCAUUAACAAAAUGUUAAAUCACGAGAAUAUUGUGAAGUUCUAUGGACAUCGGCGAGAAGGCACUAUUCAGUAUCUCUUCCUAGAGUACUGCAGUGGGGGAGAACUCUUUGACCGAAUAGAGCCUGAUGUAGGAAUGCCUGAACCAGAAGCACAAAAGUUUUUCCACCAGCUUAUAGCUGGUGUGGUCUACCUCCACAGUAUAGGGGUAACACAUCGGGAUGUUAAGCCUGAGAAUCUGUUGCUAGAUGAAAGAGAUAACCUCAAAAUCUCAGACUUCGGGCUAGCAACUGUAUUUAAAUACAAUGGUCGUGAGCGAUUGUUGAACAAGAUGUGUGGCACACUCCCAUAUGUCGCCCCAGAGGUCCUGAAAAGAAAAGACUUCCAUGCUGAGCCAGUUGAUGUUUGGUCAUGUGGAAUAGUUCUCACUGCUAUGUUGGCAGGAGAAUUGCCAUGGGACCAACCUGUUGACACUUGUCAAGAAUACUGUGAUUGGAAAGAGAAGAAGACCUAUCUUUCACCAUGGAAGAAGAUUGAUUCAUUGCCACUUGCUCUACUCCUCAAAAUAUUAACUGAUGACCCAAUGUCCCGGCUUACUAUUGCAGACCUAAAAAAGGACAGAUGGUACACAAAACCUUUAAAGAAAGGCAUAAAGCGGCCUCGUGUCUCCUCAGGGGGACUUUCUGAUUCUAAGCACAUUCGAUCAGAUAUGGACUUCUCUCCAGUGAAAAGUGCACACAGUGAGGAAAAAAUGACCUGUUCAAAUUCCCAGCCUGAACCGGGCACUGGUCUUUCUUUAUGGGAUAGCAGUCCAGCCGGCAUCGACAAGCUAGUACAAGGGAUCAGCUUCUCUCAGCCAGCCUGUCCUGAACACAUGCUGCUAAACAGCCAACUACUAGGCACACCAAGUUCUUCCCAGAACUCGUGGCAGCGCUUAGUGAAGAGAAUGACCCGUUUCUUUUUGAAGCUGGAUGCUAACCAGUCUUACCAUAUCCUGAAGGAGGUGUGUGAAAAGAUGGGCUACAUCUGGAAGAAGGCCUGCACAAACCAGGUCACCAUAUCAACUACAGAUAGAAGAAACAACAAACUGAUUUUCAAGGCAACCCUCUUGGAAAUGGAUGACAAAAUUCUUGUUGACUUCCGCCUUUCUAAGGGUGAUGGUUUGGAGUUCAAGAGACAUUUCCUGAAGAUCAAGGGGAAACUAAGCAAUGUUGUCAGCACUCAGAAACUAUGGCUUCCGGUCACAUGAUAGCAUUGUGGUUGAGAGCAGUUCCAUUUUGAUUCAGUUGUUUCUGCUAAGGAACAGUUAUGCUGCCAUACCCUGAACUUCAGACAUUUAGUGGAAAUCUUUUUUUGGUUUUCAGGUGCUGGGUAUUCAAGUUAUCUGCAUAUGAUAACAGGCAAUAACUUUUGUAAAGGUGCACAUUUGCAAAGUUUUGCUGGGGUAUCCCUUAAUUAUGAUAAUGAGAGUCAUGUGUGGCUUAACUUAGUUCACAUUCUUGACUUUAAUUCUUUUUUGUAGGUCAUUCAAGAUGCUCAUCCAGAUAAAGUAGAACAAUUGCAAAAUAAUUCAUAUUGAAGUUGGGGGAAAGGUGCUACUUUCUAAAAUGUAACAUGAGAUAUCGCACCCCUUUGACAGCCUUGUUUUUUUUAGAUCUAACCAACAGUUUAUUUUAUAUAAAUAUGACUGGUGUUAUAGAAAUUUAGGGUCUAAAAUGAGGUCCUUAUCAAACAAUUUUGUUCAGUUUAUGAUUUUGUUUCACUACUGUCAAGGACUUCUGAAUGAAGCUAUAUAAUUCCUGCAUGUUGCUUUAGAUUUAUGUUCAUGCUACCCUAGAGAAAAAAUAGAACACAACGGUUAUUUUUAACACUGUUGGUUCCCAUUUUAAUUUUUUUCUAUUUUCAAGGCAUAAUUGUCUCUCUCUCCCCCCCCCCCAAGAUCUGAUCAGACCUGUUGAGACUCUGAAACAGAAGUAUGUGAACCAGAUUAGGAACCUGUGGGUCCAACUACAUUUGUAGGACCACAACUCCCAUCAGCUCCAGCCAGCAUGAUCAGUAGUCAGGGAUAAUGGAAGUUGUAGUCCAAUAACAUCUGGAGGGCCACAAGCUCCUCAUCCCUGGUGUAAACAGAGGUGUAAUGGAUUAAUUGUUAUUCCAGCUGCACACUUUUCCUUUCUUUGUUCGUUACAUAUGGCAGAUACCUCAUUCAUUUUCAUGCAGCCCAGUCCUAUUUUUAUUAAAGAGACAGCAACUUUGUUUCAGACUGGUUAUACUUAAAUGUACCAUUGCAGACACACUGCAGGGGUAGCCAACACAGUGCCCACCAGAUGUUGUUGGACUGCACUUCUAAUCAUCCCUGACCAUUGGCCACGCUGGCGAGACUGGAGCAGCAACUGGAGGACACUGUAGUUGGGUACUACUGCACUAGAUAAUAAGACGAGACACAAACCUAAUUUCUGACCAUACUUCUGACUCGUCAUGCUUUCAUCUACAAAUGUGAAAUUUUAAGUGUCUGUAAAGAAAAUAAAACAAUUUAGAAAAUAAAGUAUCUCAAAUGCAAAGAA